AAAAAAAUCAAGACCGGUAAAUAUAAUUUUUGAAGAACUCAAGGACUGGGGUUGUAAUUUGAUUCCCUUUCAUAUUUGCUGUAAAACGGUUACUCUCUUCUCCAUCUCUGUGAUUACAUUAACACACAACAGAUCCGUAGCUGUUGCAGACUCGAAUUUCUCUUCCUGGAGUGUUUUGUAGGUUUUUCUUGUCAACUGGUGUUCGGGAGAAUAUGUCAGGCGCAGAGGAAAGCAAAGAGCAAAGAGAAGUUGUUAUGGAGGAUGGUGAGAAGGCCAUGCCAUCACCACAGCAGGAAGAGGAAUCUGUGAAGAAUAAAUAUGGUGGGUUAAUGCCAAAGAAGCAACCAUUGAUUUCUAAGGAUCACGAACGUGCCUACUUUGACUCUGCUGAUUGGGCUUUGGGAAAGCAAGGUGGACAGAAGCCUAAAGGACCACUGGAGGCUCUCCGGCCCAAGCUACAGCCAACUCAACAGCAAACAGGCUACCGCAAAUCUCCUUGUGCACCGUCAGAAGGUGAAGAUAGAAGCACUGCCCAAGAAGAAGAUGCGACUCACAAUGAAUAAGAAGCUCUUAUCGAUCCUGGGAAAAUUGUCCGACAUUGUCUGCAUCGUUGAUAUUGAAGUUUCACCUUAAUAAAAGGCGUGCAAAUAGGAUGUUUUAGUCCCUUAGAUAAGGGAAUAUGCAGCCGUUGAGAGGUCUUCCAGAGCUUAUUGCAAUUGUAGAUAAGUUUGAGCUUUCACGUUAUUUGCAGACUAUAAAUUUGGAAUUUAAUCCGCCUCUUUUUAUCGUGAUAGUAGUUUGGUCGGAAUCGCAGCUCAUGCUCACAUGUAACUGUCACUCGUUUUGUUUUAGACUUAGAUAAUCUUUGCUCUAAAAUCUAAAUUUGUGCGUUUUGUACAUCGACCUAUAAAAUUUUAGGAAAUGUUUAAAACCGCAUCCACUCUGACCCACACGUCUAGUUAUAAUACUAGAUCCAGGACUAGGAUGUUAUACGAUACAGGGUGUCUAAUUAUCAAUUGGAUUAUCAAUGCACUAUACUAAUGGGAUUUGAGUU
Molecule: messenger RNA, 1054 nt
Organism: Salvia splendens (bonfire salvia)
Lineage: Eukaryota; Viridiplantae; Streptophyta; Magnoliopsida; Lamiales; Lamiaceae
Exons: 7
Coding region: 213-563 (116 amino acids)
Cellular component (GO): cytoplasm
Molecular function (GO): protein phosphatase inhibitor activity
Source: RefSeq, a predicted model, not a curated record